AUGGAUAAACUUGCGUCCCAAGUUACUGAUUUCUGCAAACAAGCGAUUGUGAAUUUGGGUGAGGGAAUAUCUCCAAAGAGAGAUGAAGAGACAGCUGGGACUUCGUUUCUGUCGAGAUGGAAGGUUCUGAUCUGGGCUUGGGAUGCAGGGCUUGGAGGACCGUUGACAACUUUGACUGCUAGGCUUCAACUAUAA
Messenger RNA from Prunus armeniaca (apricot), 195 nucleotides. Lineage: Eukaryota; Viridiplantae; Streptophyta; Magnoliopsida; Rosales; Rosaceae. The record is from the annotation of a GenBank genome assembly.